Mucor velutinosus is the source of this 2388-nucleotide messenger RNA. RefSeq lists its product as uncharacterized. Lineage: Eukaryota; Fungi; Mucoromycota; Mucoromycetes; Mucorales; Mucoraceae. Bases 1 to 2388 code for a protein of 795 amino acids. The transcript has 5 exons. Gene Ontology annotation, molecular function: transmembrane transporter activity. Gene Ontology annotation, biological process: transmembrane transport. The record is from RefSeq and is a predicted model, not a curated record.
AUGGAAGGCUCUGAACAUCCGCUUAGUAAAAAAUCCCUACACCAUGACACUGAAGACGACGAUCAGUCAUUUGAAAGAUCCAGAUCACUCUCGCUUCAGUCCAGAAGAUCAUGGCCCCUUUUGCCUAGAUUACAAGUCAUCAGUUCAGAAGGCAGCAACUCAAAUCAAUUACACAAUGGCAAUACAAUUCGUAGCCCGAUUAUUGAUAGCUUUGAGCAAAAGAGCAUGGCAUCCAGCGACUCCAUUUCCUCUGAAUCCAGCAUCUGCUCUGAUUAUGAUGUGAAUAAAGAAAAAGACUCGGUCUUUGGGAUCAGCCAUGACGAACCCCAAAUCGAUGACAGAAGACGCAGCACCGUUAAAUCGAGUAAAGCGAGAAACGAUUCGGCCGGCACUUUGGUUGAGGCGGCUUUAGAUCAAGAUGAAGCCAGAGACAGACAUGUACAAUUCUCUGCUCACAUUGCCGAAGCUGGAUCUUUGGUUCAACGUAUGAUCAGCACACGAUACCCCUCUGCCUCUGGAAGCACUGCAGCAACGACAACAACAUCACAUUCAAUGGACCAUCAUACCAUUCACGAAGCCCCGGAAUCUCAUCAUACCGGUGAUUUAGAAAUGCAAUCCAUACAUUCCCCUGCUCCUACUUCCAGCUACAACAAUGCGACUACGACAGGAGGCGGCAGUGUGCUGGCCAGUUUAAUGAAACUGGAGGCUCAAACGAGACGUCCUACUGUCAAGAGACGCAAGACCAUCAGGAGGAAAAAAGAUAAGGCACCAAAAUUGCGGAAGCCGGCAUCCAUGUACAACCUUACAGGCCAGACUAAUAGUCUCGAUGCUCUCACACCAGCAUUCGCUAAAUCCAACACACUGACGACCCUUAAUGCAGCAGGACCAAAGCGACCCAAUUUAGCGCAUAGACCUACCAGCUGGCUGUCCACUAUCACUACCAGCAACCAUCUUGUGCCCAGUCUGCAGAAGCGAAAGAUGGCUAGUUCUGUCAACAUGUCUCGUCGAUCCUCCAUUGAUAGUAUGUUCACAACUGCGUCUCAAUUCGAACCUAUCACAUUAGAAGAUCGUAUUCGUAUUACAUUUGAGAUUGCAAACAUCUUGCAAAAGCAAGAGUUCUUACGCAAACUAGUCAAAUGUCUGAUGCUGUACGGCGCACCAGCACAUCGACUUGAAUACAUCCUUCGCACCGUAUCCCGCACCCUCGGCGUAGAUGCUGAAUACGUCUAUAUUCCCAAUGUCAUGUUUCUGACCUUUUUCGAUCAGUCAACUCACACCACUGAAACGCACUUUAUUAGAAGCCCUCAGCUAUUCGAUAUGCACAAAUUGGGCGAGAUCUACCGGUUGGAAAAGUUGAUUUCUCACGGUGAAGUUUCGGUUGAUGAGGCGCUCGAGUUUAUAGACAAGGUCACCAAUGAGCCACAGUUUUUCCCUGUUUGGCUGAAUCCCUUUGUGUAUGCUACAGCUAGUUUUUGCGGCUGUGUCAUGUUCUACGGUGGUCGAUUCAAGGAAGGCGGGCUAUCGGCUGCCAUGGCUAUCUUUUUCGCUUUCUACGAGCUGUUUUCGGGUCGUUUUAUGAGUUUCCAGCCAAUUUGGGAAAUUACAGUUUGUAUUCUUAUCGGUUUUGUGUCGAGAGCUGUCUGGCAAUACGAUUUUUGCUUUACGCCAGUAGCAUUUGCUUCGUUUAUUGUGAUUUUGCCUGGCUAUUCAAUGGCUGUGGCUCUUGUGGAGUUGGUGUCAAGGCAGCUUGUGUGUGGUGUUAUUCGGCUUGUGUAUGCCAUCAUGUACUCCUUCUUGCUAGGCUAUGGUAUUGAGAUGGGAUCAGAGAUUUAUGGUGCUAUUCAACCUGAAUCAGUGUCGGCUCGAGGACAAUCUGAAGCUUGUCAAAAGGCCAGCGGUGCGUCUACCUGCGUUACCAUCAUCCCUCAAGCAUUCUAUUUCCUUACCGUGCCUCUCUUUGCUGUCGCUUAUUGCGUCUACCUUCGCGCAAGAAUUCCACGAUGGCCCGUCAUGGUGAUUGUCGCUGCCUGCGGUUUUGUCACCAACUAUGCACUAUCGUGCAAGGCCAAUGCACCCUCGCAGGUGUUGCAAGUGGUUCCUGCCUUCGUGGUGGGCCUCUUGGGAAAUUUACUGAGUAAAUUCACUGGCAAAAUGUCGCUGGAUGCUGUGAUUCUUGGCAUCUUUUAUCUAGUGCCCGGUAGUUUAGGCCUGAAAGCAGCCCUGGGUUUCUUUGGUCAACCGGCUACGGACGAAUUCGCAACUCAAGGCGGUGCAGGAUUUGCACUGAGUAUGAUCGAAACAUCCAUCGGCAUUACAGUUGGAUUGUUUAUAGCUACGUUAAUUGUAUAUCCAAAGGGUACCCAGCAUACGCCCUUAAUGAACUUUUAA